AUGGCCGACGCCUGCAAGAUCUGGCAGGGCGACCAGGUCCUGGCCACCGCGCCCUGCCACGGCGACUCAGUCUACACCCUGACGGGCCGGGCCGAGCAGGCCCACGUGGCGCGCGUCUCCAAGGAGAGCCCCCAACUCUGGCACCAGCGCUUCGGCCACCUGGGCUACGACAACCUGGCGCGCCUUCAGACCAAGGACAUGUUGACGGGAGGUAUUUACAAAGGCAGCAAGAGUAGUAAAUUCGCACUAGAGGCGGCGUUAAAUAGAUAUGGGGUGGAGGAGCAUAUUCCCGGCAUAUACUUGGGAUAUUCCUGA
Messenger RNA from Chlorella variabilis, 315 nucleotides. RefSeq lists its product as hypothetical. The transcript has a single exon. Bases 1 to 315 code for a protein of 104 amino acids. NCBI's taxonomy places the organism in Eukaryota, Viridiplantae, Chlorophyta, Trebouxiophyceae, Chlorellales, Chlorellaceae. The record is from RefSeq and is a predicted model, not a curated record.